Messenger RNA from Botrytis byssoidea, 378 nucleotides. RefSeq lists its product as uncharacterized. The coding region runs from base 1 to 378 and encodes 125 amino acids. The record is from RefSeq and is a predicted model, not a curated record. The transcript is spliced from 2 exons. Lineage: Eukaryota; Fungi; Ascomycota; Leotiomycetes; Helotiales; Sclerotiniaceae.
AUGUCAACCAUCAGAUACUCAAUCCGAACACGGAAAGAAAACUUCCAACCAAACCCAAACCCAAACCCAAACAGCAACAAGGAGCUUGCCAAGUGCAAGUUCCAACAUCACGAAGUAACUCCUAAACCGGACCAAACAAAAAAGUCAUCUCGACCCAAAGAAGAGGUUCCACAAAACAUGUCAUCUACCGCAGAAGAGAGCAGAAUGGAUGGAAUGGUCAGACUUUCCGACCAUCCAAUCUUAACCCAUCUAUUCAUCCAUCCAUCCAUACAACCCCCUUCAGCUCCUCAAACCUCACAAGCACCAACCAGAAGCAAAACCAGAAGCAACACCCAAACACCCCUCACCCCUCACCACCCCAACGAACAAGCACGAUAG